UAAUCCCAACGAGCUGUUCAACCUCACUCACGAUGAGUUCACACUUCCCUCAGACCACACCUUCUCACUAAUUCCAGUCUCUGAGAAAUUUAACGGCUCUUAUCAUGAUUUUCCUGUCGAGACUGUCUGGAAAAUUGUUGGAUUUGCACACUACUAUUGUGCAAAAUACUUUAAGGAGAGACCUGCCGACCACAGCGCUAUGCUUAUCAAGUUUGAAUCACUUUUCAAUUCGGAAAUUGUCUUUAGAUGGUUUAAUCCUGGAGCAAGAACAAAUGAAACCUGGCAAAAUUUGUAUAGCGCAUUUGAUUUAAAAAAAUUUGCGGAUACUGUCGACAUUUGUGUAGCGUCGGCAAAGCAUGUGUCUGACUAUCCGGAGUGGAUAAUGAGACCUUCACUCGACCGUCUCAGGCGAAAAAAGCGACUUGUGAGGAGCCAUCCGGCAGAAGCCGGGUUAUCUUAUUGCUUGGAAGACCCAGUGGACCCUGUUCAUGGAUUGGGGACGGAAGUUUCGGACCAGUGCUAAGAGUGGAACAAGGUUAAUUAGUGAAUCUACUUAGCAGAAAUAAAUACAAGUAGAUUUAAUGCCAGCCAUGUUCAAGAUGUUGAUUUAUUAGAUCAAUAUAUUUUACUUAAUUUGUAGAUUGUACAACAAACUAUAUGUAAAAUUAAAAAUAAAGUGCGAGCACGACGCGUGUUUCUUUAUCGCAGAAUGUACUGCAGAAUCUCGGGCUGUCUCAGUCUCAGGAUCAGUAUGGCCUUGCUUUUCUUCGCCUGCUAUUCAGAUAAGAGGAAGAGCAUUCUUUUGGCUGCCACAUGCAGAAUAGAAUAGGAAAUAGGGUACUAAAAAUACGGUGCAGCUGGCACACGUUGUCAAGCCAAGCUUAUCCUCAUGGCUUCCUUCGCUUGGCGAUUCCACAAAGUGCAAAAGAAAAGAAGUCACUUGCUUGUCGGUUUUUCGCCAAGUUACACGCGUCCGCUGCGUAUCAUAGCUUUUAGACAAUUUCAACAAUUUAUCAAUUUCCGCAAAAAUGUCAAGCACAAUUCAACCAAUUAUCCUGAAGAGGGGUCAAAUUCGUCUUACUGGCGGCCCGAUUGAUCAUAAAAAAGCCAGAAGGGACUCAUCUUCCCAUUUAACAGGAGUUACUUCAACCAAAGCCUCUGAAAAGGACAAAAAUGAACACAUGGAAGACACUGAACUUUCUGGAAUGGAUGAUGGUUAUGUGUCAUCCCAGUCAGAAACUAAUGUGGUUCGACUGAACUGCGCCCCACUUCCUGGCUCAAACUUUGAUCUAGAGUACUCCAUUGAUGACAAUACGACUGUGGCAUCAGAGUCGGCAUAUAAGUAUUUUGAAAUUCGCUAUCAAGACAGCUAUCUGCACGGAAUUAACGGGACAUGGCCUCACCUAGUUCUUACAGGGAUCAAACCGGACAAAGAAAUCCCCCAGUCACAAAUUACUGUCCGUUUUCCCCAUGGUCGACUGUCGUCAUCAGACCAGCUCCCUUCAUUAACGCAGCACCGAGACGGGUAUCUCCCUGCUCCUGCACAACAAGCAUCCCUGAGCAGUAUUUUCCCCCCGCAACACGCUCGAGAGGAACAGGCGCCCCUCUACUCGUACCAUGAUAUCCUCCAUGCGAUGACCAAUUGUUAGGGGAUUUAAACAUGUUGGACUUGGAAAUCCAAAAACAUAAAUUUCAAAGGAUCUUGGAUUCAAAGCGAAGAAGGGAAUAAUGACACCUUCUAUGAUCUCGGUCACAAUGAGUAUGCAUAGCGAUAUGGGCACAAUCUUGUUAAGCUUAUCAAUUGUCAAUUUUAACAUUUUUACAGAUGCAUGUGUAGUCUGUUAUAUUCAGUGUAGCUAAUUCUAUUAUAUUUGUUAAUGUAAAUCAAUUAAAAUUACUUCAUGUCAUCUUCCAAAGUUAAAAUGAAAUAAACUAAUGUACA
Molecule: messenger RNA, 1942 nt
Organism: Folsomia candida
Lineage: Eukaryota; Metazoa; Arthropoda; Collembola; Entomobryomorpha; Isotomidae
Exons: 9
Coding region: 1029-1649 (206 amino acids)
Source: RefSeq, a predicted model, not a curated record